AAAUAUUCAUCUCUUCUUAGUAGAGAGUAAAAGAACUAAAGAUGGCAGAGACCCUUCGAUUGGCUGUUGCUGUUCUUGGCAAUGCUGCCUCAGUUUCACUUUAUGCUGCACCAAUGGUUACCUUUAAAAGAGUUAUAAGGAAGAAAAGCACAGAGGAGUUUUCAUGCAUUCCUUACAUCAUUGGACUCUUGAACUGUCUCCUUUUCACUUGGUAUGGAUUGCCUGUUGUAAGCUACAAGUGGGAAAAUUUCCCUCUUGUCACAGUUAAUGGAGUUGGGAUAGUUCUUGAGUUAUCCUAUGUUCUCAUUUAUUUCUGGUAUGCUUCCCCCAAAGGAAAGGUGAAGGUAGCCAUGACUACGGUACCAGUUCUGCUUGUGUUCUGCAUAACCGCUGUAGUCUCAGCUUUUGCCUUCCAUGAUAAUCGUCAGCGAAAGUUACUCGUAGGUAGCUUUGGCUUGGGUGUUUCAGUAGCAAUGUAUGCUUCUCCCCUGGUUGUAAUGAAGAAGGUUAUGCAAACUAAGAGUGUGGAAUUCAUGCCACUACCAUUAUCGACGUGCUCGUUCUUAGCUAGUAUGCUCUGGCUGACUUAUGGAAUCCUCAUUCGUGAUAUAUUCGUUGCGGGUCCAAGUGUAAUUGGUGUUCCCUUAGCCAUCUUGCAGCUUGUACUUCAUUGUAAAUACCGGAAAGGGAGUGUUGUGGAAGAAGCAAGCAAGGGGGACCUGGAGAUGGAGAAGGGUAACUUAGAGAAGGUGGACUUGGAAAUAGGGAAUGUAGAAAAGAAUGUCACUAACCAAAUGAAUGGAAACUCGUGAACAAUGAGUCCGUGGGGAAAGAUUCAAGAUUUCAGAAAGUUCUAAUCGGAUUCCUUCUUUAAUGUUUUAUUUCCUUUAUUUAAAAAAAAAUGGUCCCCUUAACUUCGGAUGUAUUAUUAUUCACAUCAAAUUAAGUUAUACUUUCUAAUAAAUGGUUUCUUUUAUUG
This is a messenger RNA of Abrus precatorius (Indian licorice), 979 nucleotides long. Its product is annotated as bidirectional sugar transporter SWEET3-like. The record is from RefSeq and is a predicted model, not a curated record. NCBI's taxonomy places the organism in Eukaryota, Viridiplantae, Streptophyta, Magnoliopsida, Fabales, Fabaceae. Gene Ontology annotation, biological process: carbohydrate transport. Gene Ontology annotation, cellular component: membrane. The transcript has 6 exons. Bases 42 to 812 code for a protein of 256 amino acids. Gene Ontology annotation, molecular function: sugar transmembrane transporter activity.